Messenger RNA from Sciurus carolinensis (gray squirrel), 3010 nucleotides. RefSeq names its product adhesion G protein-coupled receptor G5 (gene Adgrg5). Bases 169 to 1737 code for a protein of 522 amino acids. Gene Ontology annotation, molecular function: G protein-coupled receptor activity. Gene Ontology annotation, cellular component: membrane. The record is from RefSeq and is a predicted model, not a curated record. NCBI's taxonomy places the organism in Eukaryota, Metazoa, Chordata, Mammalia, Rodentia, Sciuridae. The transcript is spliced from 12 exons. Gene Ontology annotation, biological process: cell surface receptor signaling pathway; adenylate cyclase-activating G protein-coupled receptor signaling pathway.
GAAGCGGUGGCGAGGGGCGUGGGGAGGCCCGGAGGCUGCAGCGCCCGCCUGCCUCCUGACUUCCCCUUCUUCCGCAGAAGCAGCAGGACGGCAGCGAGGCAGGGUGAAGAGGUGGCGGCAGCAGCUUCCAGGGCAGGAGCUAGUUUUGGAGAGACCUGGGCCCCGGGCAUGGCUGGCUGCAGGGCCCUUUUCUUCUGCCUAUGCUUUCUGACUUCUCGGGGCGCGACUGCAGAGACAUCACAAGGAGUCCUGAGCUGGAUGCAGAACAUGGAGCAGGCCAAGGGCCGGAAGGUGCCUUCUCCUGCUGGGCAGGUCCAGGGCCUGGAGCAGAGGCUGCUGAAUGUCAGCUUCCGCGGCGACAACCUGACCCUAGAGACACGCACCAUCCAGUCCCGGGUCUUCAAGCUGGGCUGUGACUUCGCUGGCCUCGCACUGAGCAGCAACAAUCUGGAGCGGGCCCCGCAGGCCCAGGCCCGGCACGCCAUGCAGUUCCCCGCAGAGCUGACCCGAGAGGCCUGCUCGGCCAGACCCCAGCAGCUGCGGCUCAUCUGCAUCUACUUCUUCACCCCCGCCUUUUUCCAGGACGAAGACAACUCAUCCCUGCUCAAUAACUACGUCCUGGGGGCCCAGCUGGACCACAGACAUGUGGACAACCUCACAGAGCCAGUCAACAUCAGCUUCUGGCACAACCAGAGCUUGGAAGGCUACUCGGUGACCUGUGUCUUCUGGAAGAAGGGAGCCAGCAAGCGCCACUGGGGGACCUGGAGCCCUGAGGGCUGCCGCACAGAGCAGCCCUCACGCUCCCAGGUACUCUGCCGCUGCGACCACCUCACCUACUUUGCUGUUCUCAUGCAGGUCUCCCCCGCCCCGGUCCCCGCGGAGCUGCGGGCCCCUCUCGAGUACAUCUCCCUCGUGGGCUGCAGCGUCUCCAUCGCCGCCUCGCUGCUCGCCCUCCUGCUGCACUUCUCUGCCAGGAAGCAGGGUGACUCGGUUGCGCACAUCCACGUGAACCUGCUCGGCUCCGUGCUGCUGCUGAACGUGGCCUUCCUGCUGAGCUCCACGGCGGCCGUGGCCCCCGAGCCCGGACCGGCCUGCGCGGCUCUGGCUGCCGGCCUCCACUACGCCCUGCUCAGCUGCCUCACCUGGACCGCCAUCGAGGGCUUCAACCUCCACCUGCUCCUCGGGCGCGUCUACAACAUCUACAUCCGCAGAUACGCGCUCAAGCUCUGCGCCCUGGGCUGGGGGCUGCCAGCCCUCCUGGUGCUGCUUCUCCUCGCUGUCAAGAGCUCCGUGUAUGGGCCCUGCCCCAUUCCCAUCGCCAGCAGCCUGGAAAAUGCCACGGCCACCCAGAACGUGUCCAUGUGCUGGCUGUGCAGCCCUGUGGUGAGGGUGGUCCUGGUCAUGGGCUAUGGUGGCCUCACGUCCCUAUUCAACCUGGUGGUGUUGGCCUGGGCACUCCGGGCCCUGCGCAGGCUGUGGGCACAGAACAGGACGCGCAGCCGGGCCUGCCGGGACGCUGUCACGGUGCUGGGCCUCACGGUGCUGCUGGGCACCACCUGGGCCCUGGCUUUCUUCUCCUUUGGCACCUUCUGGCUGCCCCAGCUCUUCCUCUUCACCAUCUUCAACUCGCUCUACGGUUUCUUCCUCUUCUUGUGGUUCUUCUUCCAGAGGUGCCACUCAGAGGCAGAGGCCAAAACAGAGAUGGAGGCCUGCAGCUCCUCCCACAUGACGCAGUGACCAGCCUCUCUGGAUGCCUGCAGCUUGAGGCCCUGGCUCCUACCAGAGAGGGUGGCAGGCCUGCUGCUGGACACCAGAGCCCCUGUGCCUCCUGGGCCUUUUCUACCUCCACAGCCUCCCCAGGCGCAGAGGGAGGGCUGCGUGGUCCAGCCCCACCUGGGCCCAGUCGGCCAGGCCUACAGGCAGAGCACGGGCCUGGGAGGCAGGAGGCCACAUUCCCAGGCCUGGCUCUGAGUCUUGCCGAGUGACCUUGGGCCUAACAUGGACCCUUGGUUUCCACAUCUGUGACUUGGGGACAAGAGACUUACCAGGAGCUUUGUGAAGAUUGAAGACCAGGGAAUAGGAAUGUCAGAUGGGUGACAUGCCCACCUGGCUUCACCCUGUGACCUCCACCUGCCUUCUGAAGUGGGGAGGACCAGACUUCACCUGACCCAAGGCCCCUGCCCAGCACCUGGAGACCCACCCACCAUCUCAGACCUCAGCAGCCUAUGCACAGGGCUGCUUUUCCUUUAAUCCCCCAAUGAUAACGUCCAACUGCAAGUCCAUCCUUCCCAAAGAUAGGGAGGUCCAGUCCUGUCCAAAGCAUCCUCCUCCAAUGCUUCCAAGACCCCCAUCGUCCUUUCAGAUCAGCAGCCAAGGCCACAGGGCUUCCCUGGGGCUGGGGGGGAAGCUUCUCCCUGCAGUUGAACCUCAUCAGUCACCGACUAAUAGAUGUCUGGGGAAGGCUGAAUUUCCCCUGGUGGGCAUGAGGGUGUGGGUUCUAAAUCCCAAGCUCUAGUGGUCUCAGUGGCAGAGGAUGACCUGUGGGAACAGGUAGGAGACAUCACUCACGAAGCCAGUGCUUUCCCCAGGACGGACACCAGGCGGCGCUGUUGGCCUGUGCGCAGAGGCAUUGGCACCAGGGCUGCACCUGGAAACCCAGCAGUCACCUGUGGACGCCAUGCACCAGCUGGGGAGGCUGGCACCUCCAGGACCGCGCCUGUUGAGUGACUGCAGAAGGAGACCCCAGGGAGCUGCGCGAGGUCACCUGGAGCACUCCUGGCACUGGCGUUCCUGGCUGGGGCUCCUCCCAGGGGGAUCCUCUUCCCCUCUGUACAUUUCUGGAUGCGACUAGCUCCUCACUAGCUGGCGAGUGGGGCCACUUGCUAGCUGUGUGACUGUGGGCAAGUCACUCAACUGUGCCUUCCUUCCCAUCUGUACCAUAGGGACAGUGUCAGCACCUACUCUGAGGAGUCAGCGAAAGAAUCCAUGUAAAGAGGCGUGGUACUCAAUG